Trichoderma virens Gv29-8 is the source of this 1320-nucleotide messenger RNA. RefSeq lists its product as uncharacterized. Gene Ontology annotation, molecular function: zinc ion binding; DNA-binding transcription factor activity, RNA polymerase II-specific. Bases 1 to 1320 code for a protein of 439 amino acids. Gene Ontology annotation, biological process: regulation of DNA-templated transcription. The record is from RefSeq and is a predicted model, not a curated record. The transcript has a single exon. NCBI's taxonomy places the organism in Eukaryota, Fungi, Ascomycota, Sordariomycetes, Hypocreales, Hypocreaceae.
AUGAUCUCAACCCGUAGAAAAUCGUGCGCCGCUUGUGUGGCGGGCAAGCGGCGGUGCGACCUCGACCUGCCGACGUGCGGCCGUUGUCGUAGGGGGAGAAAGGACUGCGUCUAUCCCUGGAUGGCGAUUGGGAGCGCAGAGCAGUUGGGCCUCGACUCAUCAGCUGCGGGUGUCAGGGCCGAUACGAGUAUAACGCAGGAUCUGAGCGGCAUCUGGCAGCUGGGCGGGAGCAUCAGCAGCAGCAGCAGUAGUAGCAGCAGUGGGAGCAGCCAUGGCAGCGCGUAUCUGUCGCCGGGUCCUUCGUCAACGGUGCCCCCACCGCUUGUGCCUUGCUUGCUGUCCCAAUUAGACGAAUACGUUUCUCAAACCCAGGAUCAGACUGUCCUAUCAUUGGGCCCGAGUUCGGGGCCGAUAGAGCCGACGCUGGCCUUUGGCCGCGAGUUCUCCACCCCCGAGUUUAUUUACUUUGACAUAACCGACUCUCCUGUGACCACUGGCCAGGUGUUCCAGUCGCGGACUGAGUGGGCGGCCAGCCGGUUUGCGAUGCAGCCGCAAAUCCUCGCCAUGACGGGCCAGAACUGCUUCAUCCACCACACGCAGGUGUCAGCCUCAGAGGUGCUGCAGGAAGCCCUCGCUGCAAGUGCGCUGCACUGCAUGAGAAACACGGCCAAUGCAUCACUCGUGAGAGGCGAGAUUGCCAAGAGAGUCACCCGCCUCAUUGGUUCCAUCCGCCAUGCGAUUACUUCCGCAGCUGAGACGGUCGCCGGAGCUGAACUCGACCUGCUGCCGAUACUGCAGGCAUUCGUCGUGUACCAGUGCAUUCGCUUCUUCUCAAGAGACGAUGUAAGUGAGCGAAUGCGUGCGGAGCGGGACGAAGCCAUUGUGCAGUCGCUGCUGGCGGCCUUGUAUCCGCGGCUUCAGUCAUUCUCCAAGACUAUGGACAGCUGGUCAUCUUGGAUUUACUACGAAAGCAUGCGCCGCAGUAUCCUCACUGCCGAAAUCCUCUCAGGUACAUACGCCUUCCUGAAGCAAGGCUGGGACCAAGCCGAGGCGCGCUCGCUGCAGCUCAAGUUUACUGCCCAGGUAGCACUCUGGGAGGCCAAGACGGCAGUGGAAUGGGAGGCCAUGUGGGCGCGAGGACCAAAGUUGCAAGUGACGAUCCGGACGUUUAUCCCGGACACUCAAGAAGCGUUGCCAGAGGACAUGGAUGAUUUGGGGAUGGUGCUUUGGGGACUUCAUCAUGGACUUGAUAAGAUGGAGAAUUGGAUGGGCAAGCAAAGGCCUAUGCUGGUGAAAUGGGGGCUGAGAUCUGAGGCCUGA